Molecule: messenger RNA, 9836 nt
Organism: Xyrichtys novacula (pearly razorfish)
Lineage: Eukaryota; Metazoa; Chordata; Actinopteri; Labriformes; Labridae
Source: the annotation of a GenBank genome assembly
GUUAAAAUCCAACGGUUAGUGACGGCGAAGUCAGUGCGGGAGGCGUGUGUGCUGCAGCUCCGUGGGUCGUUUUCCAACACUCAAAAUUAACAAAAAAAACUAACCUGACCUACGCUGGUUCAGUAACGAUGGCUGAAGGUGACAACAAAAGCGCUAAUAUGCUGGUGAGUAUUCACAGUUUUUUUCUGAGUAGGUUGAGAAUUUGAAUUGUUUUGUCCGUUGUGGGUGUGUUUUGUGAUAGCAGCAUUAGCAUAAACUAUUGUUAAUCUUCACGCUGUCGAGGAUUGUCUCUGUUGAGAGAUGAACUCACUUUGCGCGGACUCUGCUCAAUUUUGUGGAGAGUUAAUUUUAAUAUCUUAUAUUGGUCCAAUAACAGCCGCUUGAUUGCAACAACGAGCGCGGCUAACGUCAGCUAGCUAGCCAGUUAGCGUGCUACUUUAAUACGUCUUACCCCUUUAGCUUUAGCUUUGACACCCUGCCAGCAGGCGUAAAGCGAACUUUAACCUUCUCUAUUUUAACAGUUUUAUACAUGAAUCAAGAUGUAAUAUAUUUCUCACUCGAUGCUGUUCGCUGAAAUAUAAAAGGUGCUGUUUAUAUACCAUAUCUAGCAUGAAUGUAUACUAAAUACUGCACAGUCAUAUUGGUAACGGAAGGUGCCGUUAUCGUUGUCCUGUUUAUCGCUUCAGACGUACACACCCUGGACUUAAGACUAAAACAUCUUGUUUUUUAAGUUCAUAACGCAUUGUACUGUUAGAAAAAUGUCUAGCCAGUUUCCAGAGUUAUCUAGAAACUGACAAUUUUCAUCUCAGGUGCAAAGUUUAAUAGGGUUGCGAACAAAAAGAUAUGUCUAAAGCCUUUCUACCACCAAACCACAGUGACCCUAUUUCUGAAUUAUACAUUGAAAUAUGAUGGUCGACUCUUUGUGUGCACAGGUGUCCUAUAUGUUUUCAGUGGAGUGCUUUACAUUCAAGCUCAAGGAUGAUGUCUCCUGUUACACACUUCAGAGUAGAUAUCCAUGUCCACCAGUCAAAUACACUCCAAUUACAGAAAUGUGAACGUUCGAGGACACUUUUUGUGGGAAUCCAUCGAUAAAUCAGCUCAGAAUCUGUAAAAGCUGUCAUAAGCCCAUUGGUAAAUGUGCCUUGAGCUGAUAGCAGUUGCUGAUGUAGAUGAAGAUAUCUGUUGGAUCAUACCCCCUUGGUGACUAAAGCUAAUGAUCUCCAUAUUUGAAUCAGAGAUAGACCACUUUUAUUAGGUUGAGUAAUCGAUUGAUCAGGCUGAAUAAAUGGCCUUUUGAGGCCUUCAGCAUCAGACCCCAUGGCCAAUAACAUGAUCUUUUCCAAACAAAAGAAUGUAUUUUUCUCAUCCUCAAUAGCAUCUUACAUCUGAAAUUGAUAUGUGCUGAUGUUUCAUAUGAAGUCUGUUAUGAUGUAUUAAAUGACAGUUGAAUAUUGCUUCAUGGGAAAUGUUUAUUUCAAGCUGAAUGAAGGCCCUCUUUAAUUAACUUCCUUCUGAAAAUUGAUUUUGAAGAGAUUAUUUCCCCCCCAGAAGAAUUGUGUGAUUGUGAACAAAGGUUUUGUGAAUUUAUUCUUUUUAUGGUGGGAUUUGUGCCGACUAAAAGACAAUGUCCGGGAGACCUGAAUGGUUUUUAGGUCAACAGGUUGUGAAACAGCCUCUAAUUAUAGAAUUGCCUUGUCAUGGCCUUCAAAAGUAAACGAAAUCACCAGGGACAAAAUUGAUCAUUUCUGUUUACUGUUGUCCCUGUGCUUGUACUGCCGAAGAGUAGGGGUCAGAGGAGGUGAUUUGCAACACUCACAAACUGCUUUUUGAACAUUUCCCACAGCAAAUAGCUCAAGAUAGAGGAUGCAUUUGGUUGUAAGAAACCAGCAGGAUGAGAUUUUUAUUAGACAUUCCCUGCGUUGAUAUAAGACAGGAAAGGAUUACAAAGAGAUCAAAUGCUCCACUUUAUCUUCAGGCAGUGCUGUAACAGACACAAACCAGAGAUUUGUCACAGAAGUUUUGACAGCGAUUCUAUUACUAGGAUUAGUGUCUCUAGAUGGGAUAACUAAUAACAACAAAAAAAUUAAAAUGAGCCACAACUACUAAGCCGUAUUAGAAUCAUCUUAUUAGCAAAAUGACAAUUCAGAGCAGAGAUCAGGGAGCAGAGCCGCAGACCUACACGCUCCUCUGCACUUUUGUUAGAGCAGCCUCCUAGCUACUAUCACUUCAAUAUAUUAUCGGCCCUAAUUUCUUUUAAUCACUGCAUCUGAAAUACUGAUUAGAUCAUAAUCAAUGUAGCUUUUAUUUAGGGUGAGUUUAAUGAGUUUGGGUUUAAUUUUGUUUCCAGGCUCAGGAAACGGCCCAGCUGGAGGAGCAGCUGCAGGGCUGGGGUGAGGUGAUCCUGGCUGGAGAUCGCGUCCUGCGCUGGGAGAAGCCUUGGUUCCCUGGAGCCCUGAUGGGUGCAACCACUGUGGUCUUCCUGUUAGUAUUUAUGUGACUGGGCUGCCUCACAGACUCACACACAGCUGGGCACAUAGUUGGCAUAGCAUAUGUUUCCACCCUCCCAGCAGUAAGGCGUAUCUGUAUCAAGAUAAAGAGGGGAAGAAUCUACACUCACCAAGCUGUAUUAUGUUUGUUGAAUAUGUCAAUCACAUCUGAAGUCAGUUAUGUUGAGCUAUGCUGCAGUUCUGCCACAGAAACUCGAAGAAAAUGUUUAUUGUUCUGGGUAGCAAUUUGUUAAAUGAGGUUAGGCUGUUGCAUUCUUCAACAAUCCUGAACAACGCACAACACAGUGCAUUCCUUUUACAUCCCUAAAUGUUCACACCCUUCCAUCAAUCUCUGGUUUUCACUCACUGUUUGUUCAGGCUCCUGUUAUUGUCUUUGCAGAAGGGUAACAUACGAGUCAAGUGCAGAGAUCUCUGUCAAAUCAAGCAGAAAGAGAAACUGACUUCUUAGUACACACGCGUAUCUACAAGAUGCUUCAGUUUAAUUGUCAGUACCUUGUCCAAAAGUUGUUCCUUACCCAGUCUGCUUGGCUGUCUUCCCCUCCAGGUUGAUUUACUACUUGGACCCUUCAGUGCUGACUGGGCUAUCCUGCACCGUCAUGCUCCUCUGCCUUGCAGACUACCUUGUGCCCACUCUGGCUCCCAGGGUCUUUGGCUCCAAUAAGUGGUGAGAGACUGGGUAUUAAAUUCACCUUGAUAGGCCAGGAUGGGAAGAACUUAAUUGAUCCCUGAAGGGGAGUUCACUUUGAUGGGGAGAAAAUCAAGUUUUCUUGCACAACAUGAUAAAAAAAAUUCUCCCAUGUCUUCAGUGUUUGCUCUCACAAUCAUGUUUUAUUUCAGGGCUUCUUUGAAUAAUGCAAUCCAAAAAUAGAUGUUCUUGUCAGUCAUGAUUCAAAUUCUCACCCAGCCCAUCAGACAGUUUGUUUUUCUAUUACUUCGUCUGAGGGAAAAAGCUAUAAACUUGCUAAACAGUACAUCAGCCAUUGAUGGUGAUAUUAAACUGUAAAGAAAGUCUCAGCUUUGCUCUGAGAGCAAAUCUUUAAACCAUUUCAGUACAAAAUGAUUUCUUUUGUCCACUCGUAGACCUCUCUUAGCUUUCUCAUCUAUCACCAUCUGAAUGCUGUGACCUGACACCUGUCAAGCACAUCCUGCUAUAUCUUGUAGCUUUGACAUUAUACAGUGCUUACUGAGCAGUCACGCUGUGUGUAUGUGGUGGUGAUAAUUCGUCAUCCUGGACAGGAUAGAGUAACAGACCGGGUCUGUUCAGUGAGAAACAACAACUAGAGUUUAAGCUUUUAGUUCAGAGUUGAUAGCAGUUUGAAGCACCAGCCUUUAGUCAGCAUUUGGCUGUGGAAGAACUUCGGUGUUUACUCAUUAAUGUGCAUAGAUUUGAGGGAUUUUUUCCAUUUUUGAGCAAAUAUAGGCAAGAAGAGUUUAUUAUCUAAUUAAGAUUUUUUUUGUUAUUAUUAUUUAAUGCAUCAUAGUCCAGACUGGUCACUCAGUAAGUGUGCAGCAGGAAUGUGACUAUGAACACCAGUGAAAAGGAGCUUUCACAGUCUGGUCAUGGUCCCUGUUCAGCCGUCUGACAAGGACGGAAAUAGGAAAGGAUGGCUAAGCAGAAAUGAAGGCCACUUUUUACAGCUGCUCUCCCCCUUCUUGCUCUCGGCCAGUCCUGUAUCAUAAUAGAACUGUUUAAAGUGAACCCUGAUACCUAACACUAUGUUGUCCAAGAUAAAAACACGACUGAUGUUUGAACUAUGGGGAAAAAAUAUUGUGUAGUUAAGCAACAAAAAGUUUCACAUAUUUCCGUCUUAUUUCUUUAAAAUCUGUACAAGAUCACCGUCUGUUAACACCCACCCCCCCAUCUGCUAGGUCCUGCAGGAAGUGGCUCUUGCCAGGAUGCAGUUUUAGUUUUGUGUUUUCUAAUUUACACCUCGUCUCAUGCACAGGACCACCGAACAGCAGCAGCGUUUCCAUGAGAUCUGCGGUAACCUGGUGAAGACUCAGCGCCGCAUCGUGGGCUGGUGGAAGCGACUCUGCGCUCUCAAGGAGGAGAAGCCAAAAAUGGUAAAAGAAAACAUCAAACUUAAUCCGUAAAACUUCAACUUUAGCCAAGAACCUUUAUGUGCUGACUGCGGAUAGCAUAGAGCUCUCCUGUCUGUUUAUUACAAUGGGGAGCUUUCUCUGUGCUCCGGGUAAAAAUAUCCUCAGCUGAUUUGGCUUUGCUGCUCCACUUAGCAGCCCUCAAAGUGGGUUACAUGCCAUGAUAACCUGGUUUUUCCCAGAAGGCCUUAACACGGUUAGAGACAAUUUAAAAUCAUUCUUGAUCUCUAAUAGUUUUAUAGGCUUUAUAUAAUGAUGGGGCAUGUUCGGCUGAUAAAAAUAUAUCAAGUUAUGUUUAUCUGAGGGAAUAAGUCUUGAUUCUAAGGCUGCGGUCUGUGCGCCUGAGUAGGGGUGAGUUGAAUGUAAUGUGACCUCCCUCCUCUUCACAGUACUUUGCCUCAGUGAUCAGCAGCCUGCUGGCAGUGGCCUGGAUUGGACAGCAGGUGCACAACUUGUUCCUCACCUACUUGAUCGGUGAGUACACCAAUUUCCCAACAUCCAGUCCUAUAUACGUGAGUCAGGUGGUUCUUUGUGGCUCUGCUGUAAGUCACACAGAGAGAGAGAGAGAGCAGCAUUCUCUGGACCGAGGAGAUGAAAUAUUAUCUGCAGCUCCACAAGGCAGCGGUAUUUGCAAGGAAGGUGUGUCAGACUGUCACCGCUCAGGGAAACGCACACCUGUCAGUCACGCAUGUUCACAGUGGACAUGUUAAGGCAGAGGCAGUGCAAUGAGGCCGACUUAGCCUAUAGAGCUUACUCUGAUGGCCAAACCAAAAACACUUCAAGGCCCCCUCCAAGGACUUCAGUGACAGACACCCAGUCCUCUCCUCUGAAAAAUACAAAAGAGGACAGAUUGACAUAUGAGCUGCUUAGCUGUGUUAUAAUGUCAGGGUAUCAAUGAGUCAAAGAGACCCAUCCUGCAUCUGGAGUAAUAUGACAAGCUUGUUAAAAUGAGUUUUAUAAUUUCUGGGUCCCAUGCUCAAUUGUUAGACCACUAAACACCAGAACGGAGCUUACGUGACUUGCCACUUCCUCUGCGGUGGUUCUGUAGCUGAUCUGUGAACAAGCAAAUCAUCUUGGUGGCCGGGUGUCAGUCUCGGUGAAGUGUCAUUCUGAUGUCUUGUGAGAAAUGAGUUAGACCGGGAGAGUCAGACUGGCACAAGUGGAAGGUUCUGUUCUCUGGACUUGUAAUAACAGUCUGGGCCUGUCAGUGGCGAAAUAAAGCACUUGUAGUGGAUACAGUUUGAUGAUCCCUUGAAGUUCCCUUUAAAGAAACUUGGGUUUAACUGUUGUGUCGCAUAAAGCAACACACCCUCAGUGAUAGAGUUCAGUUUAGGCUACCAGCCCUUUUGAUAUGAAGGACUUGUUUGUUCAGGAUCCCGUUCUUCUGCUGCAUUACGAAAUGUUUCUUUUCAGUUCAGCUGCUGUGGUGAACUACUGAGAUGACCCUAUUUGGCAAUACAUGACACAACAGAAACAGGAAGUGAUAGAUAUCUGUGUUAGAAGUCACACUUAUGCAGUUUGUCAUGAGUUUUUUAUUUCCAUCCGCUGGUUGUUCAGUAAUUACUUUCUACAAGAGGCAGCGGUUCAGUCUGUGUGUUGAAACACUGAAGCAGUUAAACUGCAGACCCUCUGCUUUCCAGAAGGUUCUUUCCCCCGCCCGAUCACAUGAGCUCUGCCCGUUAUUACCUGGAUUCCUGUAAGUGUGACUCAGAAGUGCAGCAGUAAUGUUGAUCAAUACCUGAACCCCUGAGGCAGUGAAAGGAAUUAAAUCAGCACUGUUGUCGUUAUAUCUGAGACACACAGUGGUGAUGAAAGUUCUAUGACUCUUUACCCACCCAAAAAAGUGGAGAAAAUCUUGUUGUCAUGACAGUUUCUCAGCCUUUCAGUGGAUUUUGAAGUGAGCAGUUGACAAACAGUGGCGUCAGCUUUAAAGCUUUACAGCAGAGCCUCAGGGAGACUGACAGUUAAUGAAUCAGCAGGUUUCCCAGCCGCGCAGAAGCCAACACUAUACACAUUGUGUAAGCUGAGAUAUGACAAGCAUUUAGCAAAACCAUAAAAAGAUGAUCUCAGAGGGUGCGUGACUCUGAAACAAAGUGUUCUUUAUUUUGAAUCUCAGAUGAAGUUUCUGUCAGGGUUAAAUUGGCUCACACUCUGCUUCAUGUUUGAAAGACUUGAUCCCCACAACCCCGAUAAUACCUCCUUUACUAAAAUACACUUCCUGUUGAAAAUCCACAAAAGCCAGCUGGUCCUAUAAAGGCAAGAGGCUGCCUAAGGUCACAUGAGCCAGUAAGUGUUAGAUUUAUUUGCUGAAAGCUUUCUGAUUAUUCUGAAUAAGCUUUUGUCAACAGUUGUCUACCCCUGAAUCUGAAUAUUCUGGAAGCAGGGUAAAAGUUUUCUGAUGAUGGAAAUGUCGACUUCUUCUACUCCCUUCCUCUUCCUCAGAGUUGUUGGAAUGUGUAACAUCCUUUUUGUUAACACAACUCUCUGAAAUAGAGGGGUUUUGUUCAUGUACUUUUUUUUUUCUUUUAACUUGCCAUGCUUUCAUAAUGACCUGUUUUUUUUUUACAUUUCACAAGCGAAUGUCCAACUCCAAGGCCUCUUGAGUUUUCUGUAAGGCAGUUUUUUUUAGGGUAGCAUUGCUGAAAUGUCUUAAAGUUCAACUUUGAGGAAGGUUGGAUUAUGGAAACAUCCAACAAAUGUGUAACAGAUGCAGAAUUAUUUUUUAAAGCAAAACCAGUGCAAGAAAAAGCUUCUCCAUCAGGAAUUAGGAGCACAUUUAAACAUUGUCUACGAGUGACAGUUGAAAUUUCUAAGCCAGCUUUGAUUUCCUUCUUUAUAACAUUUAGCGAAACAUAAAAAUAGAUCAAUGCAGCAUCCAAAAUUAAAGCGCCAAAUAAGGACAGAUUUUCUCUGCUGUUUGCAUGUCGGGUCUUAGCAGUGGCUUGCUCGCACAUGGGUACAAUACUCUCCACUGCUUACUACACUGGACAUGAGCUCCUGUGCUUGAUCUGGGUUUAGAGGGUCCUUUUUUAAAUUCUGCACAUAUUUAGUUUGAUGCACCAAACCCAACGUGGUAUUCAGAGCACUCUGAAAGAAGUAUCAACAUGAUGUGUAAAACCAGUGGCUGCAGGUGUAUUAUUCACAGCCACACGUGUUGCACACUGACACCAUCUUUUUCUCUUUUUUUUGCAGUGAGUUUCCUGUUGCUCCUUCCUGGCCUGAACCAGCACGGCGUCAUCACGAAGUACGCUGGUAUGGCCAAGAGGGAGAUCAACAAACUGCUCAAACAGAAGGAGAAGAAGAACGAAUAGAUAGAAGUGUUGAUGAGCGAAAUUCUGGAAGAAAGAUGACAACAUGAAGCUGAAGGAGAAAGGAAGUUAUUUGGGGUGCAGAGGAGAGCACACAAGUUGAGGAAAAAGCCCCCCUGGUUAUUUGGUCUCUGCCACAGAGGAAGACACUUUUUUUUUUUUUCUUUUUUUUCUUUUUCACACAUCAGAUAAGUUUCAUUUCUUCCUCCCACACUUUUAACGUUUCGUCACCCACUUGUUUUUUUUCUUCUUUAUGAAUUCAAAGGCCAUGCAUGAAGCCACCACGAGGGUUAUCUGCGCCACACAUCCACACUCACCGAAGUACGCAACAGACACAAAGUUCAAUUUUUCUUUUUGUUUAGUAGUUUAAGUGCGCUUCAUUUAAAGAUGUAAGUAAUGCUUUUAGACCAUUUACUCUCCUUAGACAAAGUUACUACUGAGCAGUUAUUGUAGCAUUACUGCAUCAUUUUAGCCUCUUGGAUUCCUCACAGAAAUGAUUUUUGUCACCCAUGUACAGGUCAAGUGUGUUUUACCUUUUUUUUUUUUUUUUUUUUUUUUUUUUUUCUGCUUUUGUUAUUUAUAACUAGCGCUUAAAACAAAACUGGAAUUUAAAGUAGAGCUCUCCAGGAGUGAAACACAAGCAAACUGCUGUACCGCUGCUAGCUGGACUCUGUCUAUUAGCUCUUAUCUAAAAAGCCCCUGCAGUGAGUUACUGAUGUGGGCACUCUGUAAAUAGCCCCCCCCUCCCCCUCAAUCUGUCCCUGUCAGUCAUCCUUUACUCUCUUCUUGAUAUUUAUCUGUGAUCCUUCCUCCAAAGUCUCAACUCUUCUGGUCUGAUCACUGUCUUUUAACUCAAUUCAUUGUUUGUUUGUGUUGCAGAUCUUUAUGAAACAAAAUAAAGUUUGAUUUAAAAAGAAAAUGCUCUAAGCACGGUGGGAAUUAUUGCUAAAUAAUUUUGUCUGUUGUACCUAUAAAUGUCAUGAAUAACUUAACAGGUGUAAUCUUGAACCAGCAUAAUUCUGCUUUUUGAAUACAACUAGCAUUUGCUACGGCAGUGGUUCUCAAUCCAGUCCUCGAGCCCCCCUGUUCUGCAUGUUUUGGAUGUUUCCCUGCUCCAUCACACCUGAUUCAAAUGAUCAGCUCGUUACCAAGCUCUGUAAUGGCGUAAUAACGAGCUGAUCAUUUGAAUCAGGUGUGUUGGCGCAGGGAACAUCCAAAACAUGCAGGACAGGGGGGGCUCAAGGACUGGAUUGAGAACCACUGUGCUAUGGUAAACUAUUACGCUUUUAUACAACAAAUCUUACUAUUUCCACAUGGCUACAUUCUGACCUCUCGAGUGAUUACUAAAGCCUUUUUUUAUUUUAUUUUUUUCUCCCUGUACCCCAUGAAAAACUGAUUCUCUCCAGGAAUUUUUUCCAGAUUGAAGAUGUCUGGUUGCAUCCAGUCAAUGCUGCAAGUCUGACUGCAUGCAACUAGCAUUAGCUUUAAUUCAUUAUUGUUCAAUAAUUUACGCUCAAGUGUUUAGGAUGAAACCACACAGGAGUCAGUUUGAUAUGUUGGACAGUUGAGUGUUGUGCAGUCAGAGUCUGAGUGCAGAGUCGUCUGUCUUCCAUGCUCUUGAUGCCUAAAGCUGCUUGUCUAUGGAAUGUCUGCUGGGAUUUACCCUGGACCAGCUGCCUACUUUGCUUCACCUGCACACAGGUCUGUUGGGUCAGGAUUGCAGCAGCCUGAUUGACUCUGGUUUCACAGGUGGUUUAAGGUGGUUUAUAGACGAAGGAAAAGAAGAAGAUGCAGGUUUAUAAACAAAAUUUAAAAAACUGAUAGUUAUGCUACAUACUGUCUGUAAUGCUUAAAGAUUACAGCUGAUAUUCUCCAUGUAAUAAAAGUAUGCACUAUUAUUUUACCCUAAUAAUUUUGGCAA